This is a messenger RNA of Cricetulus griseus (Chinese hamster), 285 nucleotides long. It is a transcript of the gene Eif2ak2, whose product is annotated as eukaryotic translation initiation factor 2 alpha kinase 2. The record is from RefSeq and is marked validated. Gene Ontology annotation, molecular function: protein kinase activity; double-stranded RNA binding; ATP binding. Gene Ontology annotation, biological process: protein phosphorylation. NCBI's taxonomy places the organism in Eukaryota, Metazoa, Chordata, Mammalia, Rodentia, Cricetidae.
CAGUUAUCUUUACAAGAAUAUGGAAAAGAAGUGGACAUCUUUGCUUUAGGACUUAUUCUAGGUGAACUCCUUCACAUAUGCAUCACUGACUUAGAAAAGUCAAAGUUUUUCAACGACCUAAGAGAUGGCAUCUUCCAUGAUGAUAUAUUUGGCAGCAAGGAAAAAAGUCUUCUAAAGAAAUUACUCGCGAAGAAACCCAUGGAACGACCUAGUACUUCUGAAAUUCUGAUGACCUUGGCUGAAUGGAAGAGUAUCUCAGAGAUACAGAAAAGACACACACUUUAG